GGCCGGAGGCGGCGGCGAGAGCGGAGCCUCAGCGCGGAGGAGCCGGCUCUGCCCGGCAGCGGUAUUGCCAGGCAUCUGAAGUGGUUGACUGAGACCUAAGGAUUUGGAACAGUGGUGUAUGAUGUCAAACAGUGGGCAGUCUUUGUAGCCUCCCCCACCAGCCUGCAGUGUCAUGUGCCAGUAUGAAUGUUAAGAAAGAAACGCAUACUUCAGAACUCAGCAUCCCAGAAAGAAAAAGGAUGAACUGAACAGAAACAGCAAAUGAUUGCACCGCUUACAAAACUUGAGGCUGUUCACUUUUUCUUCUGAGAAGCUUCAUCUUGGCCUUUGUGAGAGAGUUGAGAAAGUAGGCAGAGCAACCACAGUGAUUUUCUUAGGGUCCUUUUCCUUUUUUAAUUUAAUUUUUUCUCCCUUGUGUCUGGAUUUUAAGUGUGCUGCACUGAUCACAAGCACUGGACAUCAAUAUGUGUCAUGUCAUUGUAACGUGUCGAUCGAUGCUAUGGACUCUUCUGAGUAUCGUGGUGGCUUUUGCAGAGCUCAUUGCCUUCAUGAGUGCAGACUGGCUGAUUGGUAAAGCAAAGCCUUCAAGCUCUGAGGAGGUGGACAACAGAACAGGGGGACCUCAGGAGCCCUACCGUCCAACGCUGGGCAUCUACGGGCGUUGCACCAGGAUCUCCCACAUGCAGUUCUCUAGACGAGACACGCUUUGUGGUCCUUAUGCUGAAAACUUCAGUGAGAUUGCCAGUGGUUUCUGGCAGGCAACCGCUAUUUUCCUAGCCAUAGGAAUCAUGAUUCUCUGCACCGUGGCAUUUGUGUCUGUCUUUACUAUGUGUGUGCAGAGUAUUAUGAAGAAAAGCAUUUUUAAUGUCUGUGGGCUGCUACAAGGGAUUGCAGGGCUCUUCCUUAUCUUAGGCUUGAUACUUUACCCUGCAGGUUGGGGAUGCCAGAAGGCGAUAAGCUAUUGUGGACCUUAUGCUUCUGCUUACAAACUAGGAGACUGCUCCUUGGGCUGGGCUUUCUACACAGCUAUCGGCGGCACUGUUCUGACAUUCAUCUGUGCAGUCUUCUCGGCGCAAGCUGAAAUAGCCACAUCCAGUGACAAAGUGCAAGAAGAAAUAGAAGAAGGAAAAAACCUUAUCUGCCUCCUUUAACUCCAGUGGGGAAAAAUACCAGCACCUGGAUCUUUAUCUGCUUUCCAUUGACUGGGCAAGCAGAUCCAUUUACCUGUUUUUACCAUUUGUGUGAUUGAGCCCCAUGCAUUCCAGCCCUGAACUACUGAAAGGGUCUUUCUUCUUU
Molecule: messenger RNA, 1296 nt
Organism: Vidua chalybeata
Lineage: Eukaryota; Metazoa; Chordata; Aves; Passeriformes; Viduidae
Gene: LHFPL2
Product: LHFPL tetraspan subfamily member 2
Exons: 4
Coding region: 465-1151 (228 amino acids)
Cellular component (GO): membrane
Source: RefSeq, a predicted model, not a curated record